Anolis sagrei ordinatus is the source of this 1088-nucleotide messenger RNA. Its product is annotated as 17-beta-hydroxysteroid dehydrogenase type 6-like. NCBI's taxonomy places the organism in Eukaryota, Metazoa, Chordata, Lepidosauria, Squamata, Anolidae. Gene Ontology annotation, biological process: retinol metabolic process; steroid metabolic process. The record is from RefSeq and is a predicted model, not a curated record. Gene Ontology annotation, cellular component: intracellular membrane-bounded organelle. Gene Ontology annotation, molecular function: all-trans-retinol dehydrogenase (NAD+) activity.
AUAAGAGCGUGUGAACAGAGCACAGGCACAGACUUGCAGAGCAGACUGGAAAGAGUCUGAAAUAAGAUUUUAGACAUGUGGAUUUACCUGGCUGCUCUCCUAGGGCUUUAUUUCCUUCGACGAUGGUACCGAGAGAGACAGAAUGUGGAGAAACGUACAGAUAAAUAUGUUUUCAUCACUGGCUGCGACACUGGUUUUGGGCACCAACUUGCUAGGCAGUUAGAUGCUCAAGGGCUCCAGGUGUUGGCAGCUUGUCUCACACAGAAAGGAGCAGAAGAGCUGGAAAGGAUCUCCUCAGAGCGCCUCAAAACCACCAUUUUGGAUGUCACUAGCACCGAGAGUGUAAAAGAAGCAAUGAACUGGGUGAAAGGAUGUGUUGGACACAAAGGACUGUGGGGUUUGGUAAACAACGCAGGUAUAGGGAAUCCAUCAGGUCCCAAUGAAUGGCUGACAAAAGAUGAUUUUGCAAAGCUGAUAAAUGUUAAUCUGCUCGGUACGAUCGAUGUGACACUGCAGAUGCUGCCCCUGUUGAGAAAAGCCAAGGGGAGAGUGGUCAAUAUGUCUAGUAUAAAUGGAAGACUAGUGAGCUCUGGAAACUACUCAAUAACCAAGUUUGGUGUGGAAGCCUUCUCUGACAGCCUGAGGAGAGAGCUUCGUCCCUUUGGCAUUAAAGUUAGCAUAAUUGAACCCGGUGUUUUCACUACCAACAUUUUGAACAACGUGGAAGAGAACUUCAGGAAAACAUGGGACCGAGCACCUUCUGACAUCAAACAAGCCUAUGGGCAGCAAUACCUGGAGAGCUGUUGCACCCUCAUAAGCCAAGCUUACAUAAAGAAGGCCAACACCAACCUCUACCUGGUCACUGACUGCAUGGAGCAUGCCCUGAUGUCCCGGUAUCCACGCACACGCUACUCUGCAGGCUUGGAUGCAAAGCUCUUCUACAUUCCUCUGUCUUAUAUGCCAACCUUUGUGGCAGACUAUGUGAUGACCCGCUUUGCCCCAAAACCAGCACAGGCAGUGUAGGUAAUUUUACAGGAAAGAGUUGAAUAAAGUCCAUAAGUUGUGUCAAUGGACACAGUUACAUACAA